Molecule: messenger RNA, 363 nt
Organism: Thelazia callipaeda (thelaziosis nematode)
Lineage: Eukaryota; Metazoa; Nematoda; Chromadorea; Rhabditida; Thelaziidae
Source: the annotation of a GenBank genome assembly
AUGUCUGGCCUACCUUACAAGACAGAAAAACCUAUCACACUUGAUGAUACAGAGCAUCGUAUUCGUAUCACGUUGACGUCUCAAAACGUCUCUUCAUUAGAGAAAGUCUGUGAACAGCUUAUUAAUGGAGCAAAAGAAAAAAAUCUUGUUGUGAAGGGACCCAUUCGCAUGCCUACAAAGAUACUCCGCAUCACAACUCGUAAGACCCCGUGUGGUGAAGGCUCAAAAACUUGGGAUCGUUUUCAAAUGCGGAUACAUAAGCGUCUGAUCAAUAUGCACAGUCCGAGCGAUGUAUUAAAGCAAAUUACGAGCAUCUCGAUUGAACCGGGCGUUGAUGUGGAAGUUACUAUCAAUGAUUCUUAA